UGGUUGAGCCGUCACCAAACUUCUGCAGCAAUUGUGGCAAGAGGCUUCAACUUCAGGAAAUAUUUAUGGAAGAUACUCCACAAUGUUCAACACAACAGCCUGUUCCAUCCUGCCCUGCACCAGCCCUCAGCACCUUCCUUGAAUACAGAAAAAAGAAAAAUGAGGAGCGACAAAAGUAUUCUCUUGGGAAAAAGGGGUUAAAGCAAAAGGAAAAAAAGAAAGUUCGGAUAAAUAUUGGCUUGAUGACCAUUCACAAGAAUGGUCUAAAGCCACAGCGUGGAAAAACCAUUUUGCUUGCAACAGAUCCAGAUGUCUCUGCCACACCUCUGCUCAGUCUUGCUGCUAAAAAAAUGAAGGACUUCAACAAAGAUAUAAAAGAUGGACCUUUCUUCCUUCUGUACCCAGAUGGGACAGAGGUUAUUAAUAUCCCUGGGACACAAACACCGUUUACUCUCGCAGCUUAUAAGGCUGAAAUUGGCAAGUCAUACCAAAGGAUCUCUCUUUUCCUCUGCUUGAAAAGGGACUUUGAAGAAGUUGGAAAAUUGUCAGACUCGUCCGAUUCCGACCCAGAGGUUAUUAUUAGAAAAAACUCCGAGUUUGAUCUUGCUGAUACACUGCCAUGGGAACCUAUGGAUGAAAGCAGUCCUUUGCAAAAUGUGGCAGAAACAGAGAAUGGUGUUGGGGAUCUCGUACUUGCAAAUGAAGUACAACAGGUUAUGGACUUGGAUAACAAUGGCAACAAUCCAGGCACCAGUCAAUGUCUCACUGUCCAGAGCUCCUGUUACAGAGACUACACCACUCUCUUUGAGCCCAUUGUUAUUGAUGAUGAUGAUGAGAUUGAAUAUUUUACAGAAGACAAAAAGCAGGACCUGUCCCCAGAAGAACAUUUACAAACAAACGUGCAGCCACAUGAUAUUAUUGCAGAACUGGCCAAGAAUAUUGACCACAAGAAAGUCAGCCGGUUCAACAUAUGUCGUACUGAUGUGUGGGAUGGAGCUGUUCGGGGCUUUCAGAGGAGCACAUACUCCGACAAGAACGACAUGUUCAUCAAAUUUAACGAUGAUGCUGGCUGUUUGGAGGAAGGGUUGGACACAGGUGGCCCGAGGCGUGAGUUUCUCACGCUUCUUAUGGCCAUUCUGAGAAAUCGUCCUAUCUUUGAUGGACCCCCAGAAGCUCGUUACGUUGGGUGCAAUUCGAGAGCUGCCAGGGAAGAUGAGUAUUUUUUAGCAGGAAAGAUGAUUGCUGUAUCGAUUGUACAUGGGGGACCGGCACCACAUUUUCUCUCAAAGAACCUGGUCAACUACAUGAUAGGGAAUCCAAGUUUCGGCGCCACUGUUGAAGAUGUUCAAGAUGAGGAGAUAGGGAAAGUUCUAAAGCAGGUCCUGGAAGCUGAAUCAGAUGAAUCUCUGCUAAAUAUAAUUUUUCAAAACAGCGGGAUGUUCCAAACUGCUGGUUGCUUCAGAAGUGUGAAGAUUUCUGAGAAGAAAGCUUUUGUAGAGGAGUAUCUCAGAUGGUACAUCCUUGACAGAAACCACAGUGCCAUUCAACGAUUCAAAGAUGGACUGGCAAGUCUGGGGUUUUUCGCUGCACUGCAACAGCAUUCCAGUGUCCUGUCCCCAGUCCUAUGUUUCUCUGCCAAGGCCCUGACUGCUUCAGACUUGGAGACCAUGUUCAAACCAGAUCUCAGCCCAGUAGGAACCAAUAGGCGGCAAAAGGAGGGCAAAACUAUCGUCUUCUGGGCAGAUUAUUUGCUUGAUUGUGAAGGUUAG
This is a messenger RNA of Xiphophorus maculatus (southern platyfish), 1769 nucleotides long. RefSeq lists its product as uncharacterized. Gene Ontology annotation, molecular function: ubiquitin-protein transferase activity. Gene Ontology annotation, cellular component: nucleus. The transcript is spliced from 12 exons. Bases 66 to 1769 code for a protein of 567 amino acids. The record is from RefSeq and is a predicted model, not a curated record. Lineage: Eukaryota; Metazoa; Chordata; Actinopteri; Cyprinodontiformes; Poeciliidae.